Messenger RNA from Colletotrichum scovillei, 2571 nucleotides. Its product is annotated as FAD-binding domain containing protein. The coding region runs from base 1 to 2571 and encodes 856 amino acids. Lineage: Eukaryota; Fungi; Ascomycota; Sordariomycetes; Glomerellales; Glomerellaceae. Gene Ontology annotation, molecular function: FAD binding. The record is from RefSeq and is a predicted model, not a curated record. The transcript has 6 exons.
AUGGCCGAGGGCCGAGCCGGUGGAGGGAGCAAGAGAAAUUUGGGGCGCCUCAAUGGUACAUCCCCUGGAGUCGAUUUCGAUAGCCGCCGGCCCGACCUUCGAAAAAUUGCCAUGGCUCAACACAAACCGUUCAAGGUGGUAAUUGUAGGCGGUAGCAUUGCUGGUCUCACCCUCGCCAAUAUGCUCCAAGUCAACAACAUCGACUUUGUCGUCCUGGAGAGGCACCCAAAUAUUGCGCCCCAAGUGGGAGCCAGCAUCGGUCUUCUUCCCCAUGGCAAUAGAAUACUUGACCAGCUGGGAGUUUUUGAUACGCUGAUGGCCUUGUCAACGCCUGUGGACACAUUCACGUUUCGUAACGACUCUGGGCAUCAGAUAGCGGCAUGCCGUGACGUGAACCACUCGUUCUGCCAAAGACACGGCUUCCCCAUCGCGUUCUUGGAUCGCCAAACUGUGCUGCAGGUCUUAUAUGACAACAUCCGCGACAAAUCCAAGAUAUUUACCAGCAAGCGGGUCACCAAGAUUGAGCUCAGCGAACACGACAGCAGUGCUUUCACGGCCGACGGGCUUGAAUACACUGGAGAUAUUGUGAUCGGUGCCGAUGGUAUUCACAGCACCGUCAGACACGAGAUGAAGAGGCUCUCCAGGAAGCUCAAUCCAGGAGUGUUCUCUGAGUCUGAAGAACAAGAAGUGGCUUGUGACUACCAAUGCAUAUUUGGCAUUUCCAAAUCGUGCCCUGGGGUCAAUCCUGGUGAUAUGAACUCCGUUUUCCGUGACAAGGCCUCGUACCUCGUCAUUGGAGGCUCCAAGGGCCGUACGUACUGGUUUCGCUUUCAAAAGUUCCAUAAGAGACUUUACGGUUCUGAAGUUCCUCGAUACACCGAGAGAGAGGUAGAAGAGGCGGUGGCGACCUUUUCAAAUGAGUACAUACUUCCUGGCGUCCAGAUGUCGGAACUCAUUCGGAACAAAGUUAGCGUAUCCAUGACGCCGCUUGCGGAGCAUGUCUACAGUACAUGGCAUAUUGGAAGAGCGACAACUGUCGGUGACUCGUGCCACAAGUUCCACCCGAUUGGCGGCCAUGGAGGCAAUGCCGCUAUCGAAACAGCGGCGUGUCUCACGAAUCUGCUUGUCGAGAAUUUGAAGGCUUCGUCUACGGGGCGCUUGACCACCUACCAGCUGGAUGAAAUCUUCAAUCGCGUGCAAACUACUCGCCAUCGGCGGACUAUUGACAUUAUGAAGUAUUCCCACAACCAGCAGCUCACCGAAGCGCUGGAUAGUGGGUUUAGAAGAUUUACGGCUUUCUAUCUUCUUCCACUUAUCGAUAAGGAAGACGUCACGUUUAACUUCUCGUGCCAAAUCCCAGCGAGCGAGAAACUUAACAUGCUUCCCAUUCGGCGAGAAGAGAGGCUGGUUCCUUUCAAGGAUGAUCUUCUACGUGAGCCUAAGACACGAGGUCCUCUGAAGUGGCUAUUCAUCUUCCUUUACGUUUCUCUGGCCGUCACCGUCUACUACGGCAUGUGGAUUCUUCCCAAGAGUUGGGACUUGAUACCACUCGUGGAGAAAGUCAUAGCGACGGGAAAAUUCGAGUGGGACGCCUCGUUCAAGCUUGUAACAUCAUACACCGGGGUAUCUGCUCUCGACCAAUACUUUGUUUUCCUGGCUGUCAUUUUCAUGCCAGGUCUUCGGGGGCAGAACUCGAGCUUCGGGAUGAUGCAGGUCUACUUUCUGGGCCUUAUCGGUCAACCGAUCUGCAUAUGGACGGUAGAAUCGUUCCGAAAACGUAACGCCCUGACUUUGUUGGCUUUCCCGAGCCUUUGGUUUAUCCUCUUUCAGUCAACGGGAAUCGGCUUCUUCAUGCCUCUUUACUACGCUGUGUACACGUGGAUCUCGGAUGUAGAGCCAUACUGGUGGCCUUUGCGCAGGGCAGUGCCCAUCCACUACGCCAAGGCUCUUCUCCCUUCCACUUUGCUUGGAUACUUCCUGCCGACGGUGCUGAUGUUCUUUCCAUGGCAUGAGGCUGAGACGGCCCAAUACUGGGAGACCUUUUGGCAGCCGUCUCCAUGUUACGUCCCUCUGAUUACAAUGCUCUUAGGCACGAUCUACCGCUGGCAGAGACCUCUUGGCGAAGAAGAAAAACGAUUACCACGCGCCAAAGACGAACCCACUGAUGUCGCACCCCUCAAGCAGCUCUAUCUUGUCACAGGCUCGCUUGGUGUCUUGUUGCACUGGUAUGUGCUACUGACUAUUCUGGGUAGUCCCGCUGUGUCCUUCGCUGCAGUGUUUUUCCCGACGUAUUCCGUCAGCCCAAUGCCCCUGGAUCAAGCGUUUCUAAACAUUUUUGUGGUCGACUUUUGGGGGUUCUUUAUUGCUUCGUAUGUAUGGUGCGUCGGCGCCGUGUGGGACCUGAGGCGAGUUGGCCGGACCGACGUCAACGUUGUCAAUGCAUCUUUCAUCGUUCUCGUUGCUCACUUGGGUCUCGGGCCAGGGGCAGCUAUGUCAGCCGUUUGGUAUUGGAGAGAGGAGUGUAUGGCUAUUUGUUUGUUCCCAACGGCUAGAAAAUUGCACAGCGAGUAG